Messenger RNA from Entrophospora candida, 666 nucleotides. The record is from the annotation of a GenBank genome assembly. Lineage: Eukaryota; Fungi; Glomeromycota; Glomeromycetes; Entrophosporales; Entrophosporaceae.
AUGGUGGAAGUAUUUGCAAGACAUAUGCCAAUUGGAACAGUAAAAGCAGGUUGGAAUGUUGAAUUUAGAAAUAUCACCCAAGAUAUUCCAUUAGGGAUAUUUACAAUCCUUAGGCUUGUUAAUAAUGAUAUUUCAACCAUCAAUGAAUUUAAAAAUGAUGAUGAAAAUAUGAAUAUAGUGAUUGACAUAACACUACCUUUUGGAAAAAAUAUAUCAAAAAUAUUUUGUGCUAUUCAUGAUUAUUUGGAUGAUUGUAAUCUAAAUUGUAAUAAUACCAAUAAUAAUUUUUAUACAUACAUAGAAAUACCAACUUGUAUUUUUAAAAAAAAAAAUUCUAUUUAUAUUAGUAUUACUACUACAAUCGAUGCUAAUGAUACCGUGAAUUAUAUUAUUGUUGAUUUCAAAUCCCCAGGAGGAAAAUCUAGUUCUUUUAUACCUAAAACAAAUUAUUCUUAUGAUAUAAAUUUUAAAAAAAAAAUAAUUAAAAAACUAAUUCGGAAUUGGAAAAGUUAUUUAGGAUUAUUUAUAGAAUAUGAUAAAACAAUUUUGUGGGAACUAGAUGGUUUAUAUACUACACAAUUAUCAGAAAAUCUAGAUAAUCAAACAAUCACUAUGAAUUUUUCACCUCGAAAUCCAAAUACUGAAAUAAUCACUGAAAUAAAGUAA